Messenger RNA from Exophiala oligosperma, 1963 nucleotides. RefSeq lists its product as uncharacterized. The transcript has a single exon. Gene Ontology annotation, cellular component: catalytic step 2 spliceosome. Lineage: Eukaryota; Fungi; Ascomycota; Eurotiomycetes; Chaetothyriales; Herpotrichiellaceae. The record is from RefSeq and is a predicted model, not a curated record. Gene Ontology annotation, molecular function: peptidyl-prolyl cis-trans isomerase activity. Gene Ontology annotation, biological process: protein peptidyl-prolyl isomerization; protein folding. Bases 98 to 1828 code for a protein of 576 amino acids.
UUGGGAUACUUGACCAGCGAGACCAAUGGCGCUCAUGGAUUAAAAAGAGAUCACUUGAACACUGGCCAGCAGCGCCACCUCCCCCCACGUCACAAGCAUGUCGUCUCAUUACACGACGGAACCUCCGCCAACAGCGUCCGUCCUCCUUCACACCACGGCCGGCCCUCUGACGCUCUCCCUCUUCGCGAACCAGACGCCUCUGACAUGCCGGAACUUCCUGCAACAUGUCCUGGACGAGGACUACAACAACAACAUCUUCCAUCGCAUCGUACCGGGCUUCGUCAUCCAGACUGGCGACCCGACGGGCACCGGCGAAGGCGGGCAGAACAUUUAUGAAGACCGAGAAUUUGAGCGCUACGAUGAAGACUGGGCCAGGGUGAUGGGCCGGGAAAAGGACGAGAGGAUCAGGUUCGGAGAUGAGAUACACAGCAGGCUAAAAUUCAAUCGAAGAGGCCUGGUGGGCAUGGCAAAAGGCUCGGGCGAGGGUGGAGGUUAUGGAAGCCAGUUCUUCAUCACGCUGGGGGAUUGCAGGGCGGAACUGGACGGCAAGUGCACCAUGUUCGGCCGUGUCGAAGGCGAGGGUAUAUACAACAUCGUCAAGAUUGCAGAAGGCGAGCUCGUUGAGGGUACAGAACGACCCAUAUACCCCGAAAAGAUUCUCAGAGUCGAAAUCCUCGAGUUGCCAAAAGGAGACGCGUGGCAGAAGAUGCGCAAGAGGGACAAGGUCGCGGCCCGUGUCGUUGAGGCACCGACAAAGAAGAAGGUUCCCAAAAAGAAAGGUGGAAAGACCCUGCUCAGUUUCGGAGGUGAUGAAGGCGACGACAAUGGAGGAGACGUAGCCGUCCGACCCAAGAAGGCGAAAUUCAAUCCAGCAUUGAUCGAUGCAAGUGAAGAGGCCGAUUCUAUACCAAAGAAGACAGGAGCUGCACCGAAACCAACACCCAAGCGCUCACCGUCGCCGAGUACAGUUCCGCAAAAACGUAAAGCAAGCCCGGCCCACGAACCAUCCUCAAAGAAAUCAGCCUCGCCAGUGCAACGUCGAAAACCAUCAUUCCACGAUCCGAUGACACAAUUACCAUUACGUGACCCCGAAUCGCCGUCUCGCUCACCCACGCCAGACGAAGAACAGCCAUCCAAGUCCCAAAAUUCGACGUCGGCAAACUUGCAAGCUGAGAUAGCCGCACUCAAGGCCUCGAUGCGCCGCGGUACGGUGACCACGACAACUGACACGACGCACAAAAAGUCGGCGUUGGAAGCCUUGAUCCCAUCCACCAGUACCCGUGGCCGUAAGCGUCCUAGGCCAGGUGAAUCCAACUCCAAAGAAGACGCCAACGCUCUCAAGAUGCUCAAUGCGUUCAAAGCUCGUCUAGAAUCUUCAUCAUCUACAGCAUCAUCAAAACCGAUAUCGUCACACAAAACAAACGGCGAGAAAGCUCAUGACGUUUCAGAAACAAAAGUGGUCAGCACAGCUAAUGAUGACGACAACCAAAACAGUGAUAACGAUGACGGGGAGGCAGAAUUGUGCGACCUCCACUUCAUCGCAAAUUGUCAAUCAUGCUCGAAAUGGGACGAAGAGGGUGCAGCACAGAACCCAGACGCCGAAAACGACGACGACGACAAGGAAUGGCUCAGUCACACGUUGAGUUUCGCCAAGGACAGACUCGGCAAGGACUUGACAUGGAAGAAGAAAAACGAAGAGGAACUCGUGGUGAUUGAUCCACGCGAAAAGGAGCGUGAGCUCAAGACCGAUCGGAAGAAACGUGAUCGCGAUCGUGGUGGCAAGAACCGUGACAAGGACAAGGGAAAGUCCAGGGAGGGACGAUGGUGAAACCCUGAGCUGUGCGAGUUGUGCAAGUCGUGCUUGACCUCCCAUCUGGAGUAUAGAUACAUCUCUCGUACUUUUUUGGCAGGAUGUUGAACUUGCACGGAGAAUGAAUCAUGUGGCUCCGUAAUGUCCGCCCGC